Messenger RNA from Heteronotia binoei (common prickly gecko), 1570 nucleotides. RefSeq names its product radical S-adenosyl methionine domain containing 1 (gene RSAD1). Lineage: Eukaryota; Metazoa; Chordata; Lepidosauria; Squamata; Gekkonidae. Bases 63 to 1382 code for a protein of 439 amino acids. Gene Ontology annotation, molecular function: 4 iron, 4 sulfur cluster binding; coproporphyrinogen oxidase activity. Gene Ontology annotation, biological process: porphyrin-containing compound biosynthetic process. Gene Ontology annotation, cellular component: cytoplasm. The transcript has 9 exons. The record is from RefSeq and is a predicted model, not a curated record.
CCUGGCGGACCUUGGGUCCCCCCCGGAGUCGUGGAGGCAGCCUCGCUCAGCACGGGAGCAGAAUGGGCACGGAGCAGAGACUGCGGGGCAGAAUCCUCGCGGCGCUGCGCCGGCUGCAGCCUGUCCCAACACGACAUCUGAGCCGACUCCGCCCCCUGGCGGCAGAAAAGCAAGCCGCUCUCUACAUCCACUGGCCUUACUGUGAAAAGCGCUGCAGCUACUGCAACUUCAACAAGUACAUUCCCCGUAGUAUGGAUGAGCCAAGGAUGAGAGACUGCCUCAUUCAGGAGGCCAGAACCUUGAUUCAACUCAGCCAAGUUCAGAGAAUUACUUCAGUAUUUUUUGGUGGGGGGACACCAAGCAUGGCCAGCCCAUUCACAAUUGGUGAUAUCCUGGAGACCAUCUCUCAAUGCGCCCAUUUAGCAGAAGGUACAGAGGUCACAUUGGAAGCCAACCCCACUUCGGCUGAUGCUUCACGCCUUGCAGAAUUCCGGAGAGCUGGUGUCAACCGCCUCUCCAUUGGUAUACAGUCCGUUAACGAUGCAGACAUGAAGCUCCUUGGAAGGAACCACACAGCGUUUGAGGCCUUGAGAACUUUAGAAGAAGCCAAGAAACUGUUUCCAGGCCGUACAUCUAUUGACCUCAUUUUUGGUCUACCAGGUCAGACAGUUACUUCAUGGGUCCAGAGCUUGCAGAAAUUGCUCCCCAUGUGUGAUGACCACAUUUCUCUCUAUCAGCUGACCCUGGAGAGGGGUACCUCACUCUUCAAACAAGUCCACCAGGGUUACUUGCCAAUGCCAGAUGUGGAUGUAGUAGCAGAAAUGUAUGACUGUGCACGGCACAUUCUGCAGGAUGCAGGUUUUCGUCAGUACGAGGUCUCCAAUUUUGCUAGGAAUGGAGCACUUAGUGCUCAUAACUUGUCCUACUGGCAAGGCAGUCAAUAUAUUGGGCUUGGACCGGGAGCCCAUGGGAGAUUUGUGCCAUGGGGAGAUGUUAAGAUCCAGCGAGAGGCCAGGAUACAGACUCUGGAGCCAGAUGUAUGGAUGAAGGAGGUGCUGGCUUUUGGACAUGGGACUCGGAAGAGAACUGCACUGAGUGAACUGGACAUAUUGGAAGAGGUUCUGAUGCUUGGACUCCGCAUGGAUGUCGGAAUUUCACAUCAGCACUGGCUUAGAUUUUCCCCCGCUUUGAGUCUGUGGAAUGUGUUUGGAGGAUCAGAGGAAGUGAAAGGCUUGGAGGAGCAAGACUUGCUGUUACUGGAAAACAGGGGCCUAAGGUGUUCUUGGAAAGGUCUGGCUGUGCUGGAUACUCUGCUGCCGACACUUCUUAGCCAGCUUCAACAGGCUUGGGCAGAAAGAAAAGAAAGGUCAAGUCGGACCUGAAGCCGAUACAUCGUUGUCAGUGAACUGGCAGCAGUGCAAAAGGAAAAGAGAAUGCCCUGUUGGAGGGUGAAUAUUGUUUUUAUAUGUAUGUAUUUAUUUAUGUAUUCCAUUUAUGGAUUGCCUAUUCCCUACAAUGUAAGGCUCUAGGUAAUGUACAACCAUUAAAAAAAGAAUUUAAAGCAAAAAAA